Molecule: messenger RNA, 680 nt
Organism: Elgaria multicarinata webbii
Lineage: Eukaryota; Metazoa; Chordata; Lepidosauria; Squamata; Anguidae
Product: cleavage and polyadenylation specificity factor subunit 7-like
Exons: 2
Coding region: 66-680 (204 amino acids)
Biological process (GO): mRNA alternative polyadenylation
Cellular component (GO): mRNA cleavage and polyadenylation specificity factor complex
Molecular function (GO): mRNA binding
Source: RefSeq, a predicted model, not a curated record
GGAGGAGUGAGAGAGAGAGAGUGCGGCUCUUUCUCUCCGGUUCUCUCUGUGUCGCUCCUGAAAAUAUGUCAGAAGGAGUGAACCUCAUAGAUAUCUGUGCUGACGAGGAGUUCAACCAGGACUCUGAGUUUAGGAAUGCUGACCAGAUGGAUCUAUAUGACGAUGUGCUAGCUGCCAGCUCACAACUUUCUGAACGUUGCACUAGCAGCUCUGAACCACCACCUGAAAGCGGCCAAGAGCAGUCUCCCAAGCCAAACAGUAAAUCACCCGCUAUCCUGUAUACCUACAGUGGGCUACAUAAUAAGAGAGCUGCUGUUUAUGUGGGCAGCUUCUCUUGGUGGACAACUGACCAGCAGCUGACUCGAAUCAUCCACUCUGUGGGUGUUUAUGAUGUGGUGGAAGUCAAGUUUGCUGAGAACAGAGCUAAUGGCCAGUCCAAAGGGUAUGCAGAAGUGGUGGUUGCCUCAGAGAACUCUGUCCACAAACUUCUGGAGCUGCUACCAGGCAAGAUUCUCAAUGGAGAUAAGAUGGAAGUGAAAUUGGCUACCCGGCAGAACCUUGCACACUAUGUGAAGCCAAGCCUCUUGCACACCCAGCCGAACAUCAUCCAAGGGUGGAGACCUGUGCACUGCAGUGAUACUAAAGCAGCAGGGAAGGUUUCCCUGGGCUGGAAGAUAUGA